CAACUAUGGCGGAAGAAGGCGGAACUGAUGGUCCAAGUGGAUCUUCUGGUGAUAAAUUAAAUGCUCUUUCUUUUGAUAUUGAUGAGCUUGAUGACUCUGAAUUCGACAUUCCAAAAGUGGACAAUGUUCCAACAUUAGAGAGUAUCUUGAAUGAGGCAGAUGAUGAUGUUGUCAUCCUUGAGGAAGAUGAGGUUUCCACACCUGGAGCGUCACGGUCAGGGAUUCAGCUGCUUCAGACGGGCGAGUCCGGAGAAACUUCUUCUUUAUCAAGUCAGGACAGCCAUGACUCCAGGAGAAAAGACAGAGCAAAGAAAGUUAUUCCCACUGUGCAUGGAUCAGUUCUCAGACCUAGCAAGCUGAAGAGUGUCUCAGCUCAACUCCUGUCUGCUGCUGAUAGAGUUGAUGCAGGAAUGCCCACAGCUAUUGUUGUUUCUUCAUUGAUUGCCAUUGGUACAUCACAUGGGCUGGUGCUUGUCUUUGAUCCCAAGCAAGUCCUGAAGUGGUGUCUGGGCAGCACUGCAGUGGGCGCCCAAUACGGUUCUGUGUCUGCCCUCAGUUUCAACAGAGACUGCUCACGUCUGCUGUGUGGAUUUGCCAGAGGACAGCUGACCAUGUGGGACCUUACAUCAGGAAAACUUCUACGCACAAUCGUUGAUGCUCAUCCACCUGGCACAGCCAUCUUGCAUGUCAAGUUCACAGACAGUUUUGUCCUGGCUGUAUGCAGUGACAGUGGUGGCUCAGUGUUUGAGCUGGAGUUCAAACGACUGAUUGGAGUCCGGACGUGUGAGUCACAGUGUCUGUUUUCUGGCAGUCGAGGUGAAGUGUGCGCCAUAGAGCCCCUACACAUGAACUACACAAUCAAGGACCAUCCUAUGCAGGAUGUCAUGGUGCUAGCCAUGGCAUCGUUCUCUAAGGUGCUACUGGUCACACUCCGCCCCCACCUGAAGGUCAUGUUCACACACCCACUCAAGGGUGACCCAUCGACCUUGCCCUUGCUUGCCUGGCAGUUUGUGGUCAUACAGGUGUCGGAGAAGGACAGAGUUAUAGACCCUGUACUCUCCUUUGCCAGAGAUAAAACCAUUUAUUUUUUCCAAGUGAUGUGUAAUGGGCCCCAUGAUAUCCAGACAGCUGGUUUACAAAAGUUGGAACGGAAUUAUCAACUACUCAGUAUCACGUGGAUGAACGCCAGAACUCUGGUGUGUCUUGAUAGAUCUGAAAAAAUGCACGUCAUUGACGUACGCUCGGAGGAGGAACUGGAGGUGAUUGAUGUGUCCUCCAUCCAACUGGUCUAUGGGACCAGUUACUUCAAAUCACUGGCCACUGGAGGCAAUGUCAGCCAAGCCUUGGCAUUUGCUGGUGACCAGGCCUGCUACCAGUCAGUGGUCAGCCACAGUGGUCAGCUGUUUCUGCUGGGGACCAAGUCUGUACACAUGUUCUCUAUACGAACAUGGAGGGAGAGAAUUACAGUCCUGGUGAAGGAAAACAAGUACCAGGAUGCUCUGGCCUUGACCCUCUCCUUCUACAACGGCACAGCUAAGGCAGUGAUAGGCCUCACUGGACCCCAGAGCAAAAAGAGAGAGAUUGUUGCAGCUGUUCUGGUUCAAGUACUGAUGGAGUAUGUUGACAUUGCUAUCACCAAAACUCCCAAAAAUGGAAAAAUUGAGGAAUUGGAGGAUUAUUAUCAGGAAAUUGUUCCUGUCUGUGUGGACUACUGCCUUCACCUCAAUAAUUUAGAGCUGCUGUUUGACCGGAUCUACGAGCGCUUCUCCUGCGAUGUUAUCGCUAAAGGAACUUUCCUGGAGUGUCUGGAACCCUACAUGCAGUCUGACCGUCUGACCUACAUCCCUCCUGCGGUCAUGAAAGACUUUGUUGACCACUACGAGAUGAGAGGGCUGCUGGACAGUGUGGAGUCUUGUAUUGUCCAUCUGGACAUCACUAGCUUGGACAUUCACCAGGUUGUGAACCUGUGCUGGGGCCACGGCCUGUACGACGCCAUCAUCUAUGUCUUCAACAAGGGCAUGAGUGACUACACCAGUCCACUGGAGCAGCUUCUUGUCCAGCUGGGCUCAGCUCUGGCCACAGGCAAACAGUUGACUGAUGUGCACAUCAAACUGGGCAACAAAUUGCUGGUUUAUAUCAGCUGUUGCUUAGCUGGCAGGGCCUACCCACUGGGUGACAUACCUGAAGACCAGGUGUCUGUCGUCAAGGACCAGGUUUUUCGUUGUCUGACCUGUUUACAUACUAAUCAACCAGCGGAAGAUGAGCAGGUGUAUCCUUACCUGCGGACUUUGCUCAAGUUUGAUACCAGGGAGUUUCUCAAUGUUUUAGCUUUGGCCUUUGAGGAGCCAGAGUUUAACAGCCAUGAAGGUAUACAGAAGCGACAAAGAGUUGUUGACAUCCUUCUUCAGAUCAUGGUGGAGAGUGUGGGUUUUACUCCCACACAAAUUGGAAUCCUCUUCACAUUUUUAGCUCGGCAAAAAGCCAGACACGAGGACACCAUCCAGGUGAAGCGGGUUCUGUUUGACCAGGUGCUGGAGUUUCUGGCCAACCCUGAGGAUGAGUCCCGCCAUGAAGAAAGGCAACAAGCGCUGAUGGAGCUGCUUCAGGCUGGAGGGUUGUCAGAUUUUAACGAGGGACGUCUGCUCAGUCUGGCACACACUGCCAAGUUUUACCGUGUCUGUGAGUACCUGUAUGAAAAAAGACGAAGUUUUGACAGGAUAUUGAUCUGUUACCUGAAGGAUCCAGCACGCAGGUACCAUGUGUUCAGCUACAUCAACAGCAUCAUGCAGAGCCCUACCUGCACCGAAGCAGAGAAAAACACAUUACAAGAAGAGGCCUUGAAAAAUUUAGAGGACUUAGUGAGCAUAGACUGCAAGCAGGCGGCAUUCAUCGUCAUCUCCUGUCUACACAGUGGACUGGUGGACAUUGUCAGGAGGCUGAGCUCUAACAAGUCUCUCUUGUUUGAGUUUCUUCAAGGUGUCAUCUCGUACAGAGACACCCAAGGGAGUGCACUCAAGCCAGAGAAGCAGAUGGUCAUAGAGCCGCAGGUGCUGGAGCUGUACAUUGACCUGCUGUGUACCAACAGGCCGCAGGACGUCUGCACCUUCAUCAAGCAGAACGAGGGCUACCGUCUGGAGGAAACUCUUGAGAUUGUUCGUAAGCAUCGAGCAUGGGAAGCAACUGCGUAUUUACUAGAGAAAGCUGGGGAUAUUCAAGGAGCAUUUCAAAUUUUGUUGGAGAAUCUUCAAAACCAUCUGAAGACUUUAAUUACUGACCUACAAGCUCCAACUUUUGAUUUAUCUGCCAUCCAAGUUUUGUUCUCUAAAGCUGAGCUCAGACUCUACAUCAUCGUCCAGUUAUGUCAGAGGAACUCAGCUAAAAUAGAUGAGGCUGCAAGGGAGGCAUUAUGGUUUCCUUUGCUUGAAGCCAUUGUUUCACCACAAAGGAAGUUGAAAAAUUCUGUAGAAAAAGAUAUAAUGGAAAAGUUCAAGGAAAUGACUCACCAUGUUCUAAACAGCAUGAUGGGAUACAUCUCCCCACCUGCCAUUUUACAAAAGAUCAUGCAGGAUCCUGCCUACAAUACAGGGAAGUUUGGGGAAGUCAAGGAACUGAUCAUUGGCAUGCUAGAGAACUACAACUAUGAGGAGACUCUGAUGGAGACAUGUAAAAACCUGCUGUACCACGACCUCCACGUCCACUUGCGCAGCCUGACACAGACAGCCACGCGUGGAUUUGUUCCCAGAGAGAACUCCUGCAACCUGUGCAAUCAAACGUUCACAGAUUCAACAACUGGGGAUACAGUGCUGGUCUUUAGAUGUGGUCAUGUGUACCACACCCCCUGCCUGCGUGCUGUGGGAUCCAUCCAUGUGCUGGAUGGGGAGGAGGUGUGGGUGUGUUAUCAGUGCAGCAACACACGACGCACGCGCAACAUAACCAGCUCCAGGUUUCACAGGUCCUUGUCUAACCCUAACCAAAACCUGAAGGCUGGGAGGAGGGAGAAGAAAGAACACACAGAGUUGAUUCUAGACCCACAUCACUUGCAGGCAUUUGAAACAAUCAGGAAGUCAAUGAAGACACCAUCUCGUCUGGCUAUACUCACAGAACUUGGGAAACCAGAAAAUCCCCGCGGCCACCACUCCAGCGCCGGUGUGUUCCAGCAUGAAAACUUUGAGCUGAAAGUGGCAGCGCCAAGUCCUAUAAGCCUCGGCUAAAUAGUUCAUUAUAUAACAGUAAAACUACUUUACCAAUGUCUAUCAAAACUUAUUGAACAAAAACUCAUGAAAUUCAGCAUCAGGCUGAAAAAUUAUCAGAGAUCAUUUAUGUAAGCUUAAAGUAGCUUUGUAAAUACAUACAGCAGUAUUUCUUUUACUUACAUGUAAUUGUGAAUGAAAGUGUUUUGGGAUGCUUCUGACGUAUCAAUGCCUCAUUCUUUGUGACAACCACAUUU
Messenger RNA from Physella acuta, 4447 nucleotides. Its product is annotated as vacuolar protein sorting-associated protein 8 homolog. The record is from RefSeq and is a predicted model, not a curated record. Gene Ontology annotation, cellular component: late endosome; HOPS complex. NCBI's taxonomy places the organism in Eukaryota, Metazoa, Mollusca, Gastropoda, Physidae. Gene Ontology annotation, molecular function: protein binding. Gene Ontology annotation, biological process: endosomal vesicle fusion; protein targeting to vacuole.